This is a messenger RNA of Pistacia vera, 632 nucleotides long. Its product is annotated as pleckstrin homology domain-containing protein 1-like. The transcript has a single exon. Lineage: Eukaryota; Viridiplantae; Streptophyta; Magnoliopsida; Sapindales; Anacardiaceae. The coding region runs from base 136 to 570 and encodes 144 amino acids. The record is from RefSeq and is a predicted model, not a curated record.
CGUUUCGGAUAGAGCAACGUGCCGUGACAGCCCAACCAAUUUCUGUAUUUCAUAUUCCCAACGCUACAAAAUUCUUCUCUCUCUUACACUACUCAAAAUCUUCAGGCACACAACACAAUACAGCUCAACUGAUUAAUGGAAAAUCUGUGGCGGGCCGCGACGGGCCAGGAUCCCAAUCCUGACGAUUACAACGGCAUCGAGUUCUGGUCCAAUCCCGAACGAUCCGGCUGGCUUACGAAGCAAGGCGACUACAUCAAAACCUGGCGCCGCCGCUGGUUCAUUCUCAAACAAGGCAAGCUCUUAUGGUUCAAAGACUCUUCCAACAUCACCCGUGCCUCCACGCCACGUGGCGUCGUCCCCGUCGGCACCUGCCUCACUGUUAAAGGCGCUGAGGACAUCGUCAACAAGCCGUACGCUUUCGAACUCUCUACCGGCGAAUAUACGAUGUACUUCAUCGCCGAUACGGAGAAGGAGAAGGAGGAAUGGAUCAAUUCGAUUGGUCGAGCGAUUGUUCAACACUCGCGGUCGGUUACAGAAUCCGAAGUCGUUGAUUACGAUAGCAGACGGUGAUCUGAUUCAUUCUUAGCUUUGUUAAACGACAUCGUUUUCUUUACUGAUUUUUUUUUUUUUUU